This is a messenger RNA of Orbilia oligospora ATCC 24927, 780 nucleotides long. RefSeq lists its product as uncharacterized. The transcript has a single exon. Lineage: Eukaryota; Fungi; Ascomycota; Orbiliomycetes; Orbiliales; Orbiliaceae. Bases 1 to 780 code for a protein of 259 amino acids. The record is from RefSeq and is a predicted model, not a curated record.
AUGGCCACCGAAUCCGCCAAUGCUCUCUCCCGUAGUCCGACCCCCACACAACCUUCCAACGACACCUUCGAUGCUAACUCCGAUAAUGAAGACGCUACAAACACCGACAUCUCCUCAAACUCUGACGAUGACGUCGAGGACUAUAAUGACGACGAUGGAGCAGAUCCUAUGGACAACUACUACUACCUCAACAACGCCUUUUGGAACAAUAUAAUCGAGUCCCUAAACGCCAUUACCAAAUCCUCAAUCGAUCCUUCAGUCGGAGUAUCCACCAUCUCAUUACGCAAAUACUACAUCCAAAAAAUAACCGAAUUAUCAAAUAGACCUGAAUACGAUGUCCCACUUACAUCACCCCCAUGUCCCUAUAUUAAGCUAAUAGCCGUAGACCAUAAUGGAGCAGACGAUGAUGUCGGACUCGAAUGUCCAUGUUGCUUACCCGAUGAGCUUCCAAGAUUGAAGCUUGUUGCGGAGGAUAUAGUCGGUGGUGUCAUAACUUGCAAAGAACUGUUACAGAGGUUUGCAACGUGGUUAUAUGGACCUGAUCAAGAAGAGCCGUUGGGGUUGGGGCAGGAAUCGGAGUUGGGACGGCCGGUGAACGGGCUCCCGGCUGGUGAAGCUGGCGUUGUGAAGUGGAAUUUUAUGACUCAUGGGAAAGAUCCAGAACUUGGUGAUGCGAUUAUGGGAUUACGGUUGUUUUUUUACUUUGUGAAGCCGUUGGUGGGGGGUGGGAGGUUUCAACCACCCGAAGAACUAGACGGUGGGGAUGAUAAUAUAGCCUGA